UUAUUCUCUCUCUCUCUCUCUCUCUCUCUCUCAUUGUUCUUGCUUCUUCUUCUUCUUCUUCUUCUUCACUUGCCACAGAAACUCCACUUUGCAGCAAGAAAAGACUCUGCACAUAGUACUCUUCCGUGCCUGUUUAAUCACCGCUGCCAUGAUCACGUGGCACGAUCUCUACACCGUGCUGGCCGCGGUGGUGCCGCUCUACGUGGCCAUGAUCCUGGCCUACGGCUCCGUGCGGUGGUGGAGGAUCUUCUCCCCCGACCAGUGCUCCGGCAUCAACCGCUUCGUCGCCAUCUUCGCCGUCCCCCUCCUCUCCUUCCACUUCAUCUCCACCAACAACCCGUACGCCAUGAACCUCCGCUUCAUUGCGGCCGACACCCUCCAGAAGCUCGUCCUCCUCCUCCUCCUGGCCCUCUGGGCCAACCUCUCCGCCCGCGGCUCCUUGGACUGGUCCAUCACCAUCUUCUCUCUCUCCUCCCUCCCAAACACUCUCGUCAUGGGCAUCCCUCUCCUCAUCGCCAUGUAUGGCCCCGGCGCUGGCAGCCUCAUGGUUCAGGUGGUCGUGCUGCAGUGCAUCAUCUGGUACACCCUCCUCCUCUUCCUCUUCGAGUACCGGGGCGCGAAGAUCCUCAUCAUGGAGCAGUUCCCCGAGACCGCUGCCUCCAUCGUGUCGUUCAAUGUCGACCCCGACAUCGUCUCGCUUGACGGCCGGGACCUCCUCGAGACCGACGCGGAGGUAGGCGAUGACGGGAAGCUCCACGUCACAUUGAGGAAAUCGAACGCAUCGAGGCGGUCCUUCGGCCUGGGGCCUGGCAGCGGCUCGUUCUCUGGGAUGACGCCGAGGCCUUCCAACCUCAGCGGAGUGGAGAUCUACAGCCUGAGCUCGUCACGGAACCUGACUCCGAGGGGCUCCAACUUCAACAACUCGGACUUCUACUCCAUGAUGGGCGUGCCUCCGCUCUCCAACUUCGGACCCGCCGACGUGUACUCGGUACAGUCCUCCCGCGGCCCGACCCCGAGGCCGUCGAACUUCGAGGAGAACUCACUGCCGUCCCCGAGGUUCGGGUUCUACCCAGCCCAGGUUGUGUCCACUCCGUACCCGGCUCCGCUCCCCGAUUUCGCAUCCGCAUUCACGAAGAGCGGCAAACCGAACCUCCAACAGCAGCAGCCGCCGCCGCCGCCCCCGCAGGCGCAGCAAUCCAACAGCAUGGCGAAAGCAAACAAUUACGACGCGAAGGAGCUCCACAUGUUCGUGUGGAGCUCCAGCGCUUCGCCGGUUUCGGAAGUAGGCGGGCUCCACGUGUUUGGCAGCGGGGAUAUAGGGGCUCCGGAUAAUCAAUCCGGGCGGUCCGAUCAGUGCGUCAAGGAGAUCCGGAUGAUAGUCGCCGAUACCAACCAGCCCAGCGGCGACACCAAAAGUGCACCGGAAACGGUGGGAUACACCGGGCGGGAUCAGUUCAGCUUCGCGGGCAAACCAGACGAGGGGGACGAAGGGAUCGGCGAGAAGAAGGACGCGGCGGGGCCCGCCAGGCUCGACAAGCUCGGCCCGAGCUCCUCCGCGGCCGCUGCCGGAGAGCCGGGGUACGGCGACGCCGGGGACAUCAAGCAGAUGCCGCCGGCGAGCGUGAUGACCCGCCUCAUCUUGAUCAUGGUGUGGAGGAAGCUGAUCCGGAACCCCAACACCUACUCGAGCCUCAUCGGCCUCACAUGGUCCUUGAUCGCCUUCCGGUGGGAGGUGGCAAUGCCCAAGAUCGUAGAGAAGUCAAUCUCCAUACUGUCCGAUGCUGGGCUGGGAAUGGCCAUGUUCAGCUUAGGUCUGUUCAUGGCCCUUCAGCCUAAGCUAAUCGCGUGUGGGAACUCCGUCGCCACGUUCGCCAUGGCCGUGAGGUUCCUCACUGGCCCGGCCGUGAUGGCCGUCGCCUCCCUUGCCAUCGGGUUGCGCGGGACCCUACUUCGUAUCGCCAUCGUCCAGGCGGCGCUUCCGCAAGGAAUAGUCCCGUUCGUGUUCGCGAAAGAGUACAAUGUUCAUCCAGCCAUUCUCAGCACCGCGGUCAUAUUCGGGAUGCUGAUAGCCCUGCCGAUCACGCUUGUCUACUACAUUCUUCUCGGGUUAUAAAAGCAUCCUCUCCUAAGUUAUUCCCUCCAGACGCAAGUCGCAAAGGAAGUCUUAAGUGAAGCAAAAUCCACAAAUGGAUUUCGAUUUCAUGGGAUUUCAUGGGGGAAGAACGAAGCGACAAAGAUGUAACGUCAGGCGAAUCCCUGGAAAAUAGGAUUAUGUCUCCAUUAAAGGCCAAUUAGGCUGUAGCUUAGCCUAUGUUUAAUGGGGACAUAAGGGAGUGGAAGGAGGUUCUAGAUGAGACAUGCUUUCAUUAUAUUAUUCCAAUUCCUAAGGCUCCUCCAGUGAAUAAAUGAAGAAGAUCGGCUAGGAAUUUGGCUUGCUU
Molecule: messenger RNA, 2438 nt
Organism: Rhodamnia argentea
Lineage: Eukaryota; Viridiplantae; Streptophyta; Magnoliopsida; Myrtales; Myrtaceae
Product: auxin efflux carrier component 3-like
Exons: 6
Coding region: 149-2113 (654 amino acids)
Biological process (GO): auxin export across the plasma membrane; auxin polar transport
Cellular component (GO): endoplasmic reticulum; plasma membrane
Molecular function (GO): auxin efflux transmembrane transporter activity
Source: RefSeq, a predicted model, not a curated record